AUGGUGCACUGCGCCGGCUGCAAAAGGCCCAUCCUGGACCGCUUCCUCCUGAACGUCCUGGACCGGGCUUGGCACGUCAAGUGCGUCCAGUGCUGCGAAUGUAAAUGCAACUUGACCGAGAAGUGCUUCUCGCGGGAAGGGAAACUCUACUGCAAGAACGACUUCUUCAGGUGUUUUGGUACCAAGUGCGCUGGCUGUGCGCAGGGCAUCUCUCCCAGCGACCUGGUCAGGAGAGCCAGGAAUAAAGUGUUUCAUUUGAACUGUUUCACCUGCAUGAUGUGCAACAAGCAACUCUCCACUGGCGAGGAACUUUAUAUCAUCGACGAGAACAAGUUUGUCUGCAAAGAAGAUUACCUGAGCAACAGCAACACUGCCAAAGAGAACAGUUUGCACUCAGCCACCACGGGCAGCGACCCCAGCCUGUCUCCAGACUCCCAAGAUCCCUGCCAAGACGACGCCAAGGACUCGGAGUGCGCCAACGUGUCCGACAAGGAGGUGGGCAGCAACGAGAACGACGACCAAAACCUGGGGGCCAAGCGGAGGGGCCCCCGCACCACCAUCAAGGCCAAGCAGCUGGAGACCCUCAAGGCCGCCUUCGCCGCCACCCCCAAGCCCACCCGGCACAUCCGCGAGCAGCUGGCGCAGGAAACCGGCCUCAACAUGCGCGUCAUCCAGGUGUGGUUCCAGAACCGGCGCUCCAAGGAACGGCGCAUGAAGCAGCUGAGUGCGCUGGGGGCCCGCCGGCACGCCUUCUUCCGUAGCCCCCGCCGCAUGAGGCCGCUGGUGGACCGCUUGGAGCCGGGCGAGCUCAUCCCCAACGGGCCCUUCUCCUUCUAUGGAGAUUAUCAGAGUGAAUACUACGGCCCCGGAAGCAACUACGAUUUCUUCCCGCAAGGACCUCCUUCCUCUCAAGCGCAAACGCCGGUCGACCUCCCAUUCGUGCCCUCCUCGGGGCCGUCAGGAACACCUCUCGGGGGGAUGGACCACCCUUUGCCCGGACACCACCCGUCGAGCGAAGCGCAGCGUUUUACAGAUAUCAUGUCCCACCCGCCUGGAGACUCACCCAGCCCAGAACCCAACCUUCCCGGUUCCUUGCAUUCCAUGUCGGCAGAGGUUUUUGGCCCCAAUCCUCCGUUUUCCUCGAUAUCCGUGAACGGCAGUGCAAAUUACGGCAGCCACUUGUCACAUCCACCCGAAAUGAAUGAGGCAACGGUAUGGUAGCUUUAACUGCGGGGACUGGACGGAGACUUAAGCGC
Messenger RNA from Varanus komodoensis (Komodo dragon), 1256 nucleotides. RefSeq names its product LIM homeobox 1 (gene LHX1). Gene Ontology annotation, cellular component: nucleus. Lineage: Eukaryota; Metazoa; Chordata; Lepidosauria; Squamata; Varanidae. The coding region runs from base 1 to 1221 and encodes 406 amino acids. The record is from RefSeq and is a predicted model, not a curated record. Gene Ontology annotation, molecular function: RNA polymerase II transcription regulatory region sequence-specific DNA binding; DNA-binding transcription factor activity, RNA polymerase II-specific. The transcript is spliced from 5 exons. Gene Ontology annotation, biological process: regulation of transcription by RNA polymerase II; neuron differentiation.